CCAAUGCCUGAAUCAAGAAAGAGACGUACAUUUGACAACAAAGAACUUUCUGGUCCCGACUAUGGUAAAGAGAGACCUGUCAAGAAGCAAGACAUCAAAAAGACCAUAUCAGAGAAGCCCAGAAAGCAUACAGUGACAGUAGCUAUUCCUGGAAGCAUCAUUGACUUCGCUCCAACCCUAGAACUCAAGACGAUUCUGGCCGGACAACUUGCGAGAACCUUUGCAUUAUUCUGUGUGGAUGAAGUUGUGAUAUAUCAAGAUAAAGUCGUACAUCCUUCAGCCAAAGUAAAUCCAAAUUUAUUCUUGGCAAGAAUACUACAAUAUAUGGAAACACCUCCUUAUUUGCGAAAGGCACUUGUACCCAUUAGUUCCGACUUGAAGUUUGUUGGUUUACUACCGCCUUUAGACGCCCCACAUCACCCAUCUCGGGAAGACAUGACACUCUAUCGAGAGGGUGUGACGCUAGACAAGGCAGAUGAUGAAUCUACACUGGUAGAUGUCGGCCUUUUCAGACGAGCUCGUAUCGACCGACCUGUUCAGCCUAAUGUUCGCGUCACAGUCGAACUGAGUCAAGUCGUGGCAGCAGCAGACACCAAAAAGGGACAAAAGCCGAUCCAGGCCAAGGCGGUGAGUCCAAAGACACCGAGAGAGAAGAGUGGGAUCUAUUGGGGAUAUCAGAUCCGUGUGGCAUCAUCAUUUUCUAAAGUGAUGGCUGAAGCGCCCUGCAAGUAUGAUCUGUCAAUAGGUGUGAGUGAUCAAGGAGGAGACAACCUCUUUCACUCGUCUACAAUUAAGAAUAAAUUCAAACCCUUUGGGCAUAUACUCAUUGCCUUUGGUACACCCAAUGGCGGAUUAGAAGAAGCUAUUGAAGCAGAUGAGGAUCUAAAAGAGGGAGGGGAGAAUGCGCAUGAAUUGUUUGAUCUGUUUAUACAGUCUGCAACAAGCGGCACACGUUCUGUGCGUCUAGAGGAAUCAAUCAUGAUGGUCAUGUCUACAUUAAAACCCACCAUAGCGAAUAAAGGCAAAUCAUAACUUUCUUUUUUUGGACACUGUGACCAUUUAGUUUUGUUGUGACUUUUAGCAUCUUUUUUUUCCUCCCAGGGCCUCUUUCUUUUUUUUU
Rhizopus microsporus ATCC 52813 is the source of this 1120-nucleotide messenger RNA. RefSeq names its product DUF171-domain-containing protein. The transcript is spliced from 5 exons. NCBI's taxonomy places the organism in Eukaryota, Fungi, Mucoromycota, Mucoromycetes, Mucorales, Rhizopodaceae. The record is from RefSeq and is a predicted model, not a curated record. The coding region runs from base 4 to 1032 and encodes 342 amino acids.